Sphenostylis stenocarpa is the source of this 1200-nucleotide messenger RNA. NCBI's taxonomy places the organism in Eukaryota, Viridiplantae, Streptophyta, Magnoliopsida, Fabales, Fabaceae. The record is from the annotation of a GenBank genome assembly.
AUGGCUGAAGCCAAGGAAAUAUGGUCAGCACCAAUAACCCCUAGAACAAUGGGAACGCCCUGUUGUGGCAUCUCCACCUGUUCAGAGAAUGGAGAUGCACCACAUCCUAAGAGUAAGACUCCUAAGACACCAAGAACCCCACUUAGGAUCUCUAAUUUGACUCCAAGAUUUAUCACCCCUUUGGGAAGCCCUAUGAGAAAAGCUCUUAGGUUCACUAAACUUGAUCCUCAAGAUGCUUGGCUUCCCAUCACUGAGUCUAGGAAUGGUAACAAGUAUUAUGCUGCUUUUCAUACCCUUUGUUCUGGGAUUGGAACUCAGGCUCUUGUUCUCCCUGUUGCCUUAACUGUUCUUGGUUGGGGAGAAAAUUGGGAAAUUGCUAGCUCUGUUCCCAAUAUUGUACCUAUCAGCUGGAACAUGCACCACACUGAUCAUCAUAACUGCAAGGACAUUUUAUCAAGUGGUGUGUGCUGUGGUGCUGUGGUGCUGUCACAGUUGCCAAACUUGAAUUCCAUUGCUGGGGGUGCCCUAGAUGGUGUGAACUAUGAUCCUAUAAGGGUUGGAAGCAGUGUUGAAAAUGCCUUUGGUGUGCUUAAUGCCUUAGGUAUCAUUGCCUUUGCUUUCAGGGGCCACAAUCUCAUCCUUGAAAUUCAGUCCACCAUGCCUUCAAGUGAGAAGCACCCAUCACACGUGCCAAUGUGGAAAGGGGUGAAGAUUCCAUCAAAUGGAGGAAUGCUGACAGCGCUAUACCAAUUCCAUUCCCAUGAUGUGUCAAGAUUUGUGCUGGGGUUAACAAGUUUUUUUGUGGUGGUGAAUGCUUUGUGCUCGUUUCAAAUCUAUGGGAUGCCAGCAUUUGAUGACAUGGAGUCACAGUACACGACAAGGAUGAAGAAGCCAUGUCCAUGGUGGCUACGAGCAUUUAUUCGUGUGUUAUUUGGGUUUAUGUGCUUCUUCAUAGGAGUGGCUGUGCCAUUUUUGUCUCAAUUGGCAGGGUUAAUUGGAGGAGUGGCAUUGCCUGUGACAUUCGCGUACCCUUGUUUUAUGUGGCUCAAGACAAAGAAGCCGAAGAAGUAUAGUUCAAUGUGGUGUCUGAAUUGGUUCUUGGGAACAUUGGGGGUGUGCUUGAGUGUGGUAUUGAUUGCAGCUAGUUUAUAUGUUAUCAUUGAUACUGGUGUUAAUGUGAGCUUUUUCAAUCCUCAAUAG